UUUUCACACCCUUGCUCUCUCUCUCAUUAUAUAUACUACUAUGUAUAUGUGUAUAUAUAUGUACACGGGACAUAUAUGUAUUGGGUCAGAUUUUAGAAGGAGAAAUUGAGUGAAGGAAGACAAUUCUCUUUCGUCACGUCACUUUGUACUCCCUUCUCGCUCGCUCUCUCUCUCCUCGACCUGUGAUCAUAAGAGCUUUUUUCCUUCGAAUCUGUGGUGGAUUCGCAUCUCAAAAAAUAAACUACUCCUAUAUUUUCCUCUUUAAUCUUCAGUUAUCGAGUUCGGUUAGGGUUCGCUGACUUUCACUUCUUUAAGUAUUUUAACAAUUAGAGGAUUCGAGUUUCCAACACGGGUACUUGAGCUAAAAAGAAAGAUUCAUGUAACAUAGCACUCCUCAAGUUGGCAGUGGGAUUGGGCCCAAGAUUAGUCAAGUUUGUUAUUAUUUGCUGAAAGGUGAUGCAAUGCAGCAGUCAUCAGAGGAUACCUCUUCCGGUCAAUCAAAGGUUCCACCAAAUUUUCCCAGGGAACUGGGAAGUGGAGCAUGGGGAGUCUUGUCUAGAUCUGAUGUCUAUCAUGCCUCAAGUGAUGCUUCCCUUUUUUCCACUUCAUUACCAGUUCUACCCUGUAGCAAGUUGAACUUACACAAUACCGCUUAUGGUGAUCAAUCUGUUGAUAUCUUACCCAGUUUGGACAAAUUCAAUCUAGAUGUAGAUGAUAAUGAACUGCUUGAAGAUGUUGAAUAUACUGCCAUUGGAAGCUUGCUUCCGGAUGAUGAGGAUGAGCUUUUAGCUGGAAUAAUGGAUGGUUUUGACAUACAUGGGUUGCCUAAUCAAGUCGAUGACGUGGAAGAGUAUGAUUUGUUUGGCAGUGGAGGAGGUAUGGAAUUGGAAUCUGAUUCACAAAAGAGCUUGAGUGAGGUUAGGUCAAAGAUGAGUUUAUCCGUGUGUGGUGUUGGAAAUGGUGUUGCGCAUUAUGGCUAUCCUAAUGGUGUGGGAACUGUUGCCGGGGAACAUCCAUAUGGGGAGCAUCCUUCAAGAACUUUGUUUGUACGGAAUAUUAACAGUAAUAUUGAGGACUCAGAGCUGAGAACUCUCUUUGAGCAAUAUGGCGACAUCAGAACUCUAUACACUGCUUGUAAACAUAGGGGCUUUGUGAUGAUAUCUUAUUACGAUAUCCGUGCUGCUCGAACUGCUAUGCGAGCACUGCAAAACAAGCCACUAAGGCGGAGGAAACUGGACAUCCACUUCUCAAUUCCAAAGGAUAACCCAUCAGACAAGGACAUUAAUCAAGGGACUUUAGUAGUUUUUAAUUUGGAUCCAUCAGUCUCCAAUGAUGACCUUCGUCUAAUAUUUGGGGCUUACGGCGAGGUCAAAGAGAUAAGGGAAACACCACACAAGAGGCACCAUAAGUUCAUUGAAUAUUAUGAUGUUAGAGCCGCAGAAGCAGCACUUAGGUCCUUAAAUAGGAGUGAUAUAGCUGGUAAACGCAUAAAGCUUGAACCUAGUCGUCCUGGGGGAGCACGUCGAAACUUUAUGUUGCAAAUAAACCAAGAGCUUGAACAAGAUGAAUCUCUGAGUUUCAGACAUCAAAUGGAUUCCUUAAUUACCAACUCCCCUCCAGGUAGCUGGCCGCAGUUUGGCAGCCCUAUAGAACAUAGUCCUCUCCAAAAUCUUGGCAACUCCCCUGGCUUCAAGUCUCUGAGUCCAACACUUAGCAAUAACUUGCCCGGCUUAUCUUCAAUUCUGCAUCCUCGGAUACCAAAUUCGGCAAAAGUGGCACCUAUUGGGGACGGAAGAGUUGCCCAUAUGGAGCAUAAAUUCGCGAACACAAAUUCGAAUCAUAUAACCGCUUUUCAUCAGUCUCACUCAUUGCCAGAUCCAAAGCUGAACCAUUAUUCAGGGAUCAUGUCCUCCUUUGGUGGCGCUUCAAGUUCCAAUGGUUGUGGUAUUGAAACAUUGUCUGGCCCACAAUUCCUUUGGGGAAGCCCCACCCUUUAUCCAGAAAAAACUAAUGCUUCCACCUCGCGAAAACUGUCGUUGACAUCAAGUGGGCAGAGCCAUGGCCCCCCAUUCACUAGCCGCCAAGGAUCUUUAGUCAGUUCUUCUCAUGCUCAUGUUGGAUCUGCUCCAUCUGGUGUUCCUUUCCAGAGGCAUGUGGGAUUCUACCAGAAUUCUCCAGAAACAUCAUUUGUGGGUCCAGUGGGUUUGGGAGGCAUAGGUUUAGGCCACAACGAUGCGAGCUUUUUGGUGAAUCGUACUGUUCCAGGAAACAUGUCAAGAAACGGAUCGCCUGGUUUCAGUAUGAUAUCUUCGCACCGGCUUAGUCCUGUGUUCCUGGGUAAUGGUCAUUAUCCAGGGCUGAUACCCACUGGAUUGGUGGAGGGUUUUGAGCGUGGGUGGGGCCGACGUGUUGAGAACAGUGGGAACCAGAUAGAUAGCAAAAAACAGUUUCAGCUUGAUUUAGAUAAGAUUAGAAGUAGGGAAGAUAUGCGGACAACUUUGAUGAUUAAAAACAUCCCCAAUAAGUACACCUCAAAGAUGUUACUUGCUGCCAUUGACGAAAACCACAGGGGCACUUAUGAUUUUGUUUAUCUGCCCAUAGAUUUCAAGAACAAAUGCAAUGUGGGUUAUGCAUUUAUUAAUAUGUUGUCGCCUUCGCACAUAAUUCCAUUCUAUGAGGAAUUUAAUGGAAAGAAGUGGGAGAAGUUCAAUAGCGAGAAGGUUGCUUCCUUGGCAUAUGCCAGAAUUCAAGGAAAGACAGCUCUUGUCAGCCACUUCCAGAACUCAAGCUUGAUGAAUGAAGAUAAGCGAUGUCGUCCAAUUUACUUCCAUUCAGAGGGCUCAGAGGCUGGUGAAGAGGUACUAUUCACUUAUCCGAUGAAAGGUAUAUUAUGUCAAGAUUCUCUGCUUUUCUAUAUGGCCGGUAGAAUCUCAAAUCAAAUUGGUAUUGCUGAAAUUUCCAUGUCUAAACAGAUUUCGUCUGUUCUCUUUCCUUUGCUCUAGGUCCAAUCCGUAGUGUAUCUUCAUGUUGUUUGGUAUCGUUUUUUUUUUUCUUCCAAAACCAAAAGAAAUUGUCUGGCAAGCUUUUUCCGAGAACUGAUUUCGAAAACUUUCUGAAAACAACCCAUUAUCCAAGGAAGAAAGCUUAUUUAGAAAUUUUGGAACUGUUUUCACUUGGAACUGUGAAUAAGAUGGAGAUGGGAAAUGGAAACGGAGAGAAUUGAAAACAACAGUAGCCAAUAUAUGUAGCAGAAGAAUUAAUAACAAAUAAUAUAUAAAUUGUAUAGACAAGGAGAAUUAAAAAUGAAUAAUAAACAGAUUGUUUAUGUUGAAUGUCUUAGCUACCAACCUACUGAAUUUUUUUUUUUAAAAACAUAGAUCAUCCCGGAACAUCUUCCCCUGAAUGAUUCCAACAUCCAAGUCCAUCAACCUGGGUCUCACUCAGAGGAUUCUCUGGGAAGUCCUUCAAAGGGCAGUCCAGAAGAGAAGCCAUAUAAGAGCUAAUGGUCAAGAAAUGGAAGCAUAGUGCUAGCAGACAAAAUUGGUAGCGUCUGUCAGUGCUUUUGUGUAUAUACCUUAAUAAUAUUAUGAGAUGAACUGGCAAAAGAGGCAUGUGUAGAUUCUGUAUAAUUAUUUUGACAUUUUGCAAACAAAAGCUUUUGGAGCUGCAGGAGGAGUAUUUUGACUGAUGCGGGGAUCAGUGGGUACCUAAAGCAUAUGGGAAUGGUAUCUCCUCUCAUCAUUCUUCUCUUAGAGUCUUCUUGAUAUGUUUUUGAUUUGAGAUUGACAAAAUCAAUCUGCAAAUAUGUUGUUUUUUGGGGUAUAUAGAGGAUAUGGGGAACGUGUGUUGUGGGAUUGAAAUUUUUGGGUUGUGAGACUAUCUAAAAAUUGUAUAGUGAGAGGACAGACUGCUUUGUCAAACUUACAAUGUACUCCUCUGGAUAUAAAUGCCUAAUUUUGAGACGA
Messenger RNA from Rhododendron vialii, 3965 nucleotides. RefSeq names its product protein MEI2-like 5. NCBI's taxonomy places the organism in Eukaryota, Viridiplantae, Streptophyta, Magnoliopsida, Ericales, Ericaceae. The transcript is spliced from 13 exons. The record is from RefSeq and is a predicted model, not a curated record. Gene Ontology annotation, molecular function: RNA binding. The coding region runs from base 462 to 3002 and encodes 846 amino acids.